GAAAUGGGUCCAUCAAACCCAUGUUCUAGUGUAAGAAGCCCAACCCACAAAAUACAAAAACCCUAAACUCUGAAAACGGGUUAACUUAUGCGCAUUGCUCUCAUUUCUUUCGUGCGGCUUCAUCCUCUUCCUCCCUCCACUCUAAGGUAUAAGAUCCAAUUGCUGCAAGACUCUGAUUCAAGAUGAGUAAGCUUCAGAGUGAAGCUGUGAGAGAAGCUAUUACAGGAAUCAUGGCUGAUUCCAAGGAAAAAAACCGAAAAUUUGUUGAGACUAUUGAACUCCAGAUUGGUCUUAAGAACUACGACCCACAAAAGGAUAAACGUUUCAGUGGUUCUGUCAAAUUGCCUCACAUUCCUCGACCUAAGAUGAAGAUUUGCAUGCUUGGAGAUGCUCAGCAUGUUGAGGAGGCUGAGAAAAUAGGAUUGGAAUCGAUGGAUGUUGAAGCUUUGAAGAAGCUAAACAAAAACAAGAAACUGGUGAAGAAAUUGGCAAAGAAGUACCAUGCCUUUUUAGCUUCUGAAGCUGUUAUUAAGCAGAUUCCCCGUCUUUUGGGUCCUGGUCUCAACAAGGCAGGAAAGUUCCCUACACUUGUUUCCCACCAAGAAUCUCUCGAGGCUAAGGUUAAUGAGACUAAGGCUAUGGUCAAGUUCCAGCUUAAGAAAGUGCUGUGCAUGGGAGUAGCUGUUGGCAAUGUCAGUAUGGAUGAGAAACAAAUCUUCCAAAAUGUACAACUGAGUGUUAACUUCCUCGUGUCCUUGUUGAAAAAGAAUUGGCAAAAUGUUAGGUGCUUGUAUCUGAAAAGUUCGAUGGGCAAAUCUUACCGUGUCUUUUAAACGGUCUUUACAUCCAAUGUUUUUGAAAUUGAGCUUAAUAUUUUGGUUACUGUAAUAGCUGAGACAGCAGGUUUCCCUUUUCUACAGUUUUGUUUGAUGAGAUUUUGUUGUCAGUAUUGUGUUCUUGAAGAUUAUGUCAGAAGUGCUAAUUUUAUUCCGCAUGGUUUAUUUCUUCA
Molecule: messenger RNA, 1009 nt
Organism: Medicago truncatula (barrel medic)
Lineage: Eukaryota; Viridiplantae; Streptophyta; Magnoliopsida; Fabales; Fabaceae
Product: 60S ribosomal protein L10a-1
Exons: 6
Coding region: 183-833 (216 amino acids)
Biological process (GO): translation
Cellular component (GO): large ribosomal subunit
Molecular function (GO): RNA binding; structural constituent of ribosome
Source: RefSeq, a predicted model, not a curated record